CGCCUUGAGCACUACACUUUCUCAAGACCUCUCCACCUUUUGAAGUAUGGGACGCAUCCACUUCGCUUUGACAGCUGCAUUGGCCCUCGUCGCUAAGAGUGCAAGCGCCUUCACUAUCGGUACACCCGAAGGUCUUGCUGCCGGCACCACCGGUGGAGGCAAUGGCACCGUCGUAUACCCUACCACGAAUGAAGAGCUGAUCACUUAUCUCAACUCUUCAGAGCCACUGGUGGUUGUACUGAACAAGACCUUCGACUUCCGUGGAACCGAGGGAACGACCACCGAACCUGGCUGUCGUCCCCAGUACACUCGUGAAUGUAUUGCCAAGAACAACGGCUUUAAGAGCCAAGAUGUGAUUCUUCAGAAGGGCGGUAUGGCGAACACCGGUGGCUGUGACAACGGUACGGAGACGACGGUAACGUACGACAGGGCAGCUCUGAAGCGUAUGACUGUUAAGGGCGACAAGACUAUCCGUGGCAUUGGCAAAAGCGGUGUUAUCAUGGGCAAGGGCAUGACACUCAACGGCCACAACAUCAUCGUACAGAACAUCCACAUCACGGAGCUCAACCACCACCUCGUUUGGGGUGGAGAUGCCAUCUACAUUCAAGGUACCGAUAACAGCACCACGCCUAUGAAAAAUAUUUGGCUCGACCACAUCAAGAUCUCUCGCGUUGGUCGUCAGUUCAUCACUACCUACAAGGCCAGUACCGACUCGAUGACCAUCAGUAACUCCGACUUCGACGGCAACACGGACUACUCGGCUUCGUGCGACGGUCACCAUUACUGGUCGUUCAUCUUCUACGGUGUGACGAAGUUCAGUAUGCUGAACAACUACAUCCACGGCACUUCUGGUCGUUCUCCUAAGAUUGGCGGUGACAGCGCUGCGAAGGUUGUCGCCCACGUCGCCAACAACUGCUGGGGUAACAACUCUGGUCACUCUUUCGAGAUUGGCUCGAACGCUUGGGUUCUUGCCGAGGGCAACUACUUCACCAACACCAGGAUGCCUCUGUACAACAAGGACGAAGAAGGUGCUCUGUACGCCGCCAGUAGCGACGACCAGUGCAGCAGCCUCCUCGGUCGCUCGUGCGUGGCUAAUGAGCUCGUCAGCAGCGGCAACUUCUCAUCUCGUAACGGUGAGACUGCUCUCGAGACCAUUAAGACGAUCCUUACCUUUGUUGGCUACACGUCGAGCUCUGCUCAGACAAGCGACUCAGAGCAGCAGCAACAGACCACUCAAUCAAGCGACUCGGCGGAGCAGACGGAGCAGCAGGACUACACUCCUGGCACGGCGAAACCCUCAUCUGAGACGACUCAAUCCUCCAUCCAGGCUACCGACAUUGAGAACGUGUGGGCCGAGACGAUUGAUAACUUCGGUGUGGGCAAGCUUGACUGAAUGGAGCAAGCAGUGAAAUUAUUCUCAGCAACCUAGGCACAGUUGAUAGUGUCCUUUCAUAGAGCUGAUAUGGAUUCACGUUUUCGAGAAUGUAGUGUAACCAGUAAUACAGUUGAUGGAAAGUA
Molecule: messenger RNA, 1518 nt
Organism: Phytophthora nicotianae INRA-310
Lineage: Eukaryota; Oomycota; Peronosporomycetes; Peronosporales; Peronosporaceae
Exons: 1
Coding region: 47-1393 (448 amino acids)
Molecular function (GO): pectate lyase activity
Source: RefSeq, a predicted model, not a curated record